AUGGACGCCUUACCUCCAAAUUGGACGAAGUAUACGACCGACGAUGGGAAAGAUUACUACCACAAUGCGGUACAGCAUAUUUUUUAUUUCACCCUUUUUGCCUCUAUUCUUAGUACGUAAGCUGCAAAUGCGAAUGCGUACAGAUGUUGAUGUAGUAGCGCAGUUACCUUCCGGUCACAAUUCCAGAGCACUCGCGGUCUUCAAAGUUUGUCCCCCCACUGAUGAUAAGGUCACCAACACGACGCAAUGGGAGCGGCCAGCGAUGCCUACCCGUGCAGCCGACGCGGUUUACAAUCCGUCUCUUGACGAACUAGACCUCGGAUCCACGAGCGCGAAAAAUACCUCUGCAACAGUUGGUGCAGGUUUGAGCUUCGACGAGAAACUAUCACUCGGAAGUACCGCGAUGACCAAUCUGGACGGCACGACGUCAAAUGACAUGGCACCAUUGCGAGUAUUCCCAUAUCAGGAUGCAUUUUGUUAAUCUUAAUGCUAUUUUCCGUGGUGAUUCUAAGAUGCUAUUGCUACAGUAUGCCUGGUGACCGUCACGGUCACGGUCACUUUUGUCGUCCUAGCAAGCCAAGGAGUGAACAACCAACCCUUCAGGACGGCAGCGGCAAGACCGGUUCCUCGUCAAGCAGUACGGGCGGCGGGCUCUUCGGCACGCUUCUACCAAAUCUGUUCUGCUUCGACAUCACCUACCUCCAAACCCACUUCGACGUGAGCAGCGAGGACGUCACCAGGCGAAUAAAAGCUGCCCUGAUCCCCCAGAAGGAGGCGACGCCGGAAAGCGUCAUGGACUUCAAAACCAAACCAGACUUCUGGGGACCCUUUUGGAUCUGCACAACGGCGGUAUGGGGUUUAGUACUGGCUUGCUUUUGAUACUAGCUGCGUCACUCUAUCCAUUUCUUUGACACGCUGAUUCGCAUCAUAGUACUCGACAGCCGAGCGAAGCUCUGACAGAACACGGCUUUGGCCUCUCCAACCGCAAGCGCCUGAAUGUCACCCAAGAACAUAAUCAGGUCGUCUUUCUGGCAGCGACAGGGAAUUUUGCGCAGUCCUUCUGGAGCGAGCACGAUGUGGACACCGAUUGGGAGUUGGUCUCCCUCUCCGCCUGCAUGCUCUACGGCGCUCUGGUCGGGGUCCCGCUGCUGACGCAGAUAUUGCUGUACUUCGCCGGCGAGGGCGUGGAAGUGAACCUGCGGCAGCUGAUUUGCGUGUAAGAUGAAUGCUUAGAUUUUUGCAAUAGAUCAUUCUUGACUCGUGCUGUUCAUUUCGCUGUUGCAGCGCCAGUGGGAUGUGCAUGCCUGGGCCCCAGGACCACCCGUUACGCAUUCAACCAUGUGACUAGCGUGUUUACACGACUUCAAUCAUAAUGUCACAUUCAGGUAUGGGUACAGUUUCAUCAGCCUCCUUCCCGCGUCCGUCCUAAUGGUUCUCCUGCCGUCAAGCUUCCUGCAGUGGGUAAUAGCCCUGGUUGGCUGCGGUCUCUCCUGCGUAUUCAUCCGUAACCACCUAUGGAACGACAUUGCUGUGGACACGCCGAAAAUACGGUAUGGCCUGAUCGCCUUACUCUUCGGCGCGCACGGCCUGAUUUACUUCAUCUACAGAACGCACUUUUUCUCAUCGCAUCUCGUUUCGUAAUGGAACUGAGUUGCAAAGAAUGAACAAGCAGCACGAGAUGCCUGUCAGAAACUACGACUAUCCAAGGAGCGUCAGUAUGCGAGCACGUCAUUGCAAGAAGAAAAUCAAAAUUAAAAUAAUGAUGACGGCUUGCAUAAUAAUUAUGAUAGGC
This is a messenger RNA of Amoebophrya sp. A120, 1792 nucleotides long. Lineage: Eukaryota; Dinophyceae; Syndiniales; Amoebophryaceae. The record is from the annotation of a GenBank genome assembly.